AUGGCGUACGACGGCUACCAGCCUGGCCUGAAUCCUUACGGCCAGCCAGACAACACCAAUCCUAUAAACGCUUCAGAGAAACGCCCCUCCUCCUUUGAGCCUCCGUAUCCGUAUCAGCCGGCGUCUGAUCAUCUCAAGAUGCCUCAACCACAAGUCCCUCCACAGUAUUCAGCCCCUCCCCAGGGCUACUAUCCUGAACCACCGCGCGAGCAAACCUCUUGGCCCCCUCCACCUCCCCCUCAAGCGGGUCGAAUAAACGAUGCAGUGACCUCUGCCGUUGGAAACAGCGCCCCUUCAUCCUAUGUGUCGCCGGACCUCGUCGCGCAGAUAACCGCAAAUGUGAUCCAACAGCUUGGAGCGGCAGGCAUCAACAGCCCAGUCGGUCACCAGCCUCCCUCCCAACCACCUCCACCACAAUGGGCAUCGCCUCAGCCAUACCAAGUGCCAUCGGCACCGCAUACUCCGACAAUUUCGCACGGCACACCUCCGCCUACUACGGCCUUCCAGCCUCCUCCCCCUUCUCUACAACCCGAAUACCCUAGUGCUCCGCAUCUACCAUCUAGACUAAGCCCAACUCCCCCUCAGGAAAGGGAGAGAAGAGAGUCGCCCGCUAGUCAGUUUAGUGACAAUGGCCAGAAGGCGGAUUCACGGCCGAAAGCACCUGAGAGAAACGAUACGUUUCCGACGACUCUGGAGAAGAUAUGGGGAAAGCUUUUCGAUAAUGGCAAGCCAACUGAAAGGCUUGGACAGUUUUUGCGGGGAAUCGCAAUUUACUUGAUCGAACAUUAUCCCCCUGGUAACACCCUCGUUGUAGUACCUGAGAAGCUGCAGAAAUUCUAUGCGGAUACCAACGUCGCAUCAGACCCGUAUCCAUGGCAAGAUAUAUUCGAUGACCGUACAUCUUCAAUCUCAAGAUUAUUCCGGGAUUUCCGAGUCGAACACCACCUCGUGCAGCUCAAGUUGGAUGAACGGCCUGACGUUCCUGCGCUUACGCCCAAAGGCUUCGAGCUCUUUGCUACAUUGAUGAUUCAAGCACAUCCGGACAAGGAGUUCGAACGGCUGCAAAAGGCCGUGCUGAACAUGCCGAUCAGCAACCCAGACAACAAGAAAGAGCGUUUUCCCAAGGAAAUACCUCGGCGGCUGUUCCCAGAGACAGCCGACCUGAGCCUGCGCAAAGAGCUUGACGAAGCCCUCAAGUUGCACUGCGGCAUUGAGCUACCUGACAUUACGGAUGAGGAGAUCCGCAAGGUCGCUGCGCAACGUGCCAAAUCAUCUACAACCUCUAGUGUCGCUGUCGAAGAGUCAAAUCCGCCAACAACUGAACGGGAGAAGAAGCCAUACAUCCCACCAACAUCCGCAGUCGUCGAUGACGAAGACGAAGAGCAAACUCCUCCCGCUAUCGAGCGGAAAAGAAAACCCUAUACCGCGCAACCGGGAGGAGGGAAGGUCUAUGACGGGCCGGACUCCCCGAAGCAUCGGCAUGCAAGUUCAUUCUCUACGAGUUCCGGUAUCAAAGAGGCAAGACCUGCUGCUACCCGCGCCCCCGACUCGCCUCCCUACCACACCAGAUCUAGAGGGCCUUCACGGUCGAGAGCCGGAACAUCCGGGCGAUCACGGAGUCAGUCACGCUUCCGUUCAGGCCAUGAUUACAGGCACUCCGAAACCGAUCUCCUGAAUGGUUCUCGUACCUCUGGUGCAACCUCAAGCGGGGAUUACUAUUACAACCCACCUGCUUCAUCAGCCAUCCCAAGCGACCUUCUUGACCAAUACCGUGAUCUCGAUCGGAGCGCGGAAGACCACAGGCUUUAUGAGCAAAUCCGCGAGCGUGAGAAAGAGCGCGAGAAGAGCAAGUACCACGAUAGCCUACCUUCCCGGUCUACCUGGUCAGGCGACGAUGAUGACUACCGCGGUCUACUUGGUGGACAAGGUGGUGGAUCGUCGAUGUACGACUAUAAGCGUUAUAGGUGA
Aspergillus mulundensis is the source of this 1968-nucleotide messenger RNA. RefSeq lists its product as uncharacterized. Lineage: Eukaryota; Fungi; Ascomycota; Eurotiomycetes; Eurotiales; Aspergillaceae. The record is from RefSeq and is a predicted model, not a curated record. The transcript is spliced from 3 exons. Bases 1 to 1968 code for a protein of 655 amino acids.